GCGCGGGACGAUGCGGACGAGGAUGAACCGGGGGCAGCGACCGGAGCGGGGCUGGGGGGAGCCGAGACCACCCAGAAAGGCAUCCCGGAGAAAGUGUGUCCUUGCCGACCACCAUACCUGAGAGCAGCCCGCGCCGGGCCCGAGGUCACAAUGGCGGCCGAAGGGCUGUGGGGGCCGGGUGGCCCCCCUGGCUGGGAGCUGGAGGGGUGGUACCAGGACCUGCAGGAGGUGCUGGCGGCGGAGCCCCCCGGAACCACCCCCACCUGGGGGACUGAGCAGGUGGAUCCAGGCCCGGGGGGCUGCGGGCUGGAUCUGGCUCUGGCCGAGGAGUUGCUGGAGCUGCUCGGGCCGGAGGGAGCGGCUCCAGCAGAACCCCCGGGCGCCCCUGGCGGGAGCGACCCUGCCCAGCCGGGCCCCGCCGAUGAGGAGGAAGAGGAGGAGGCGCGGGGGACACGGAGGAAGCGGCGCGGCGGCCCCGGGGCUCCGCGGGAACGGGACGGGGAGCAGCGGGUACGGGAGCUGACAGUGCAAAACGAGCGACUGCGCGCCGAAAUCCAGCGGCUCACCGCCGAGGUGCAGCGCACCCGGGCGGCGCUCAUCGACCGCAUCGUCAACCUGCGCCAGGUGUAGCGACUGCCCCGGGGUGGGGCCCGGACGCACCAAGCACAGCGCCGGGGAACGGGGACAGCGCUGCCCCACAGCUGGGGACAAAGACUCUGCUGCCCCACGGACUGGGGGGGCAGCCCUAUGGACAGAUGGACACUAUGGACAGACGAGCGGAUGCAGCUUCUCCAUGCCAUUGUACAGCUCUUGUCAUUUAUUAUACGCAUAUGAACACAA
Molecule: messenger RNA, 840 nt
Organism: Cinclus cinclus
Lineage: Eukaryota; Metazoa; Chordata; Aves; Passeriformes; Cinclidae
Gene: DDIT3
Product: DNA damage inducible transcript 3
Exons: 4
Coding region: 151-630 (159 amino acids)
Biological process (GO): intrinsic apoptotic signaling pathway in response to endoplasmic reticulum stress; ER overload response; positive regulation of intrinsic apoptotic signaling pathway
Cellular component (GO): CHOP-C/EBP complex; CHOP-ATF3 complex; cytoplasm
Molecular function (GO): RNA polymerase II cis-regulatory region sequence-specific DNA binding; protein heterodimerization activity; DNA-binding transcription activator activity, RNA polymerase II-specific
Source: RefSeq, a predicted model, not a curated record